AUGGCAACGUGUUUUUGUUGUUUUCGAUGUUUUGGAAAUUCAGGAUUUAACCAUGUGCCUCUUAAAGAAAUCCCGAGUGUAAUGAUGGAUACGACACGAAUGGGUACAGAUGUUGUGAUUGUAAAGGCUGGUAGACGGAUAUGUGGUUCUGGGGCUGCACUCGGGAAUGCACCAAUAGUGCAAGAUAAGUCUUACUUUGAAAUAAAAAUACAGUCCACAGGUGUCUGGGGAAUUGGCCUGGCCACAAGGAAGUGCAAUAUGAACGUAAUGCCUCUUGGGAGGGAUGCUGAAAGUUGGGUGAUGAGGUCCGAUGGAACAUUGUACCACAACGGGGAAAUGAAGCACAAGCUCGCAGUAGAGAUCCAAGAAGGGGACAUAAUUGGCGUUACGUAUGACCAUGUUGAGAUGAACUUUUAUAGAAAUGGAGACUCUCUUCAGUCUCCUUUCGAAGGUAUCCGAGGAACAGUCUACCCUCUUAUAUAUGUGGAUGAAGGUGCAAUCAUAGAUGUGCAGUUCACUGAAUUCUAUCAUCAGCCUCCGAAUGGCUUUGACAAGAUAAUGUUUGAACAAUCUUUGCUGUAGUCUAUCCAGAUUAUAGAUUGGCGGUGUGCUUAUCCCCUUCAAGAGAAAUGGUACAUUCCAAAUUAAAGAUGGCAUCCUGAAGCCUCACAAGAAUUUGCAGAAAGUGUGUAUGUACAUAGAACCUAUAAGUGACUUUCUCAUAAAUAACAUCAUACUAAUUUUCAUCUGUCUUUUAAUGCAUAUUAAAAAUGUCAAAAUCAUGAACUCUGCAUUUUCUUUAUUGGCUGGUUGACUGUUAGAAUGUCCUGUAUGUGCACAAAUAAUAUGCCAGCCCCUAAGAGAGUCAUUUCAGAAAGUCUUGAUAUAUAAGCCUUAGAUACAAUCGAGUGGCAUAAUGAUGGUUAGGAAGAUAAAGCAGUGUUUGAAGCACCUUCAUAGGUUUAAGGGUGGAGGAAAAUAAUAAAGUUUUAAGGGAAUAAAUAUAUACAGUAAAUAAUGGAUAAAAAAAAAUAUGAUUGAUUGAUAAGAAAUGUUGAAUUUAGAGCAUACCUUUUUAUCUAGGGGCAUCGUAAAAAUGUAAUUACUGUAUAUAGCUUGAUAGAGAAUAGUAAUGAAAUUAUUAUACGAGACCAGUGAAAUGAAAAAAGGGAAGCGUAGAUACAAAUUACAAUUAAUAUUUGGCAACAAAUUGUAUUACAGUAUGCAAUUUUAAAUUGAAAUGCAGCAUGUUUCAUAUUUGUUUUUGGUUUACUGCUGAGUAGAGUGUUUCUCUGUUUAUACCAAAGUUGUCUUUGGAUUUUAGAUUGGAUUGAUUUAGUCUUGAUAAACAUAAUCUCUCUUCCAAUCUGUCUGGAAUGUCUCCCUUUUUCAAAGCCCUCAAGGAUCAUACUGCCCUUUCCUGCACAUUGAGUAUUAAUGUAUUAAACCACUGUACCAAGCCAACCAGUUUUUGUUCCAGAAUAAUAAAAGUAGACACAUACUAUUGAAUGACUAACUAGAUCUGAAAACCACAACAUAUAGCAAAUACCACACACUAGUUCAUACUUUAAAGUAUAAUGUUUUUUAAUAUUUUUAAUGUCCAUCUCAGGGAAUCUUACUUUGGGCGUAUUCGACUGGUUCAUUUCGUUGACUACAAAUUUUCGUUGAGUAUUAUUUUCAUUCAACUGGUUCGUAAAUAGACUUCAUUGACAACGAAAAUUAACGUAAACCAGAAUGCGUUAAUCAACGUGACCAAAACAAACAUGGUCGAUUGGUUGGUUUAGAAACAACAAUUGUGUUAAUAUCAUUUAGAUUAAAUUUCAGAAAAUAAAAAUUAUAAUAUUUACCCACAUGAAGUCAAAAAAUAAUUGUAGGCUAACAGAAUUCAAAAAACUGGAUGAAAAUAUUUUUUUUACUAAAAACCCAUACUGC
Messenger RNA from Anneissia japonica, 1932 nucleotides. Its product is annotated as SPRY domain-containing protein 7-like. The record is from RefSeq and is a predicted model, not a curated record. Gene Ontology annotation, molecular function: protein binding. The transcript has 5 exons. Bases 1 to 582 code for a protein of 193 amino acids. NCBI's taxonomy places the organism in Eukaryota, Metazoa, Echinodermata, Crinoidea, Comatulida, Comatulidae.